AUGAUACCAGCAUCUCACACUUGUCCUGAUUAUUGGGCAUUAGAAUAUGCUGGGUACUUGUUCGCUGCCCAUUAUUCACACAAGAAGACAAACUGGAUUUGCAUCGAUCAACAUGCAGAGUCUCUGUCCAGCAGCACUUCUUCACAAUCAUAUCUGUACCCUACUGAAGUUGAGUGUGGCAGUAUUUCAUGUUCAAGAACUUACGGUGGUUAUAUUCAAGACAAGGAAAUGACUUGUGCUGUUUGUCGUCCAAACAAUGAUCGUUUUUCAACUGUGUAUACUCAUUGGGGAAAAAACCAAUGCAAGUCAUCAACACGACAACUUUAUUCAGGAUUUGCUGCUGGUGGAUAUUAUAAUCAUGCCGGCAGUGGAGCUAACACACUAUGUCUUCCUUCUGAAGUGACUUUUGCUGAACACACAGGAACUAGUCAGGAUGGAGCUCUUCUGUAUGGCUAUGAAUAUUACACAUCAGGCUAUGGUCUCACUAGUUCCAGUUACCAGCAAGUGCAUCUCAAAGAGGUGCCUUGUUCUGUUUGUGAGAACAUCAACAGCUUCACUUCUUUGACUGUUUAUGGCAAAUUCCGUUGUCCGGCUGGGUACAAUAUUGACUAUCAUGGAUAUGUGUUUUCCAGUAGUAACAGUGACAAGAAAGGGCAAUAUGUGUGUGUGGACAAUCAAGCUGAAUCAUAUCCUAAUUCCCAAGGUUCAAUGUGGCACCAUUCCAUGUCCACCGUAUACUGGGAAUCGAGAAAUAGUGUGCACACAAUGUACCAAGCAGUUUAA
Molecule: messenger RNA, 783 nt
Organism: Corticium candelabrum
Lineage: Eukaryota; Metazoa; Porifera; Homoscleromorpha; Homosclerophorida; Plakinidae
Exons: 4
Coding region: 1-783 (260 amino acids)
Source: RefSeq, a predicted model, not a curated record